AUGGUCUUUGCCGGAGAGGACUACGUCGGGAUCAGCCGCAGCCUGGACUUUGCUCCGGGGGUGAUGAUGCAGAGGGUGCGGGUGGUGGUCCUGGAUGAUAUGGGCCAACCGGUGCUCGAGGGACCAGAGAACUUUGAGCUGGUGCUGAGGAUGCCCAUGAACGGCAUUCUGGGACAACCGAGCAAGUCCACGGUCACCAUCAACGACUCCAUCUCAGACUUGCCGCAGAUGCAGUUCCGUGAUGCCGUCCACGUGGUGUCGGAGAGCGCGGGGCGGCUGUCUGUCUGGGUGGUCCGCAGUGGAGACAUCAGCCACAGCUCCAGUGUGCGCUGCUACACCCGCCAGGGCUCGGCUCAGGUCAUGAUGGACUUCACCGAGAGGCCCAACACCGAGGCCUCCGUCAUCACCUUCCAGCCAGGAGAGCGGGAGAAGGCCUGUGUGCUGGAGAUCAUGGAUGACACAGAGUACGAGGAGGAUGAGGAGCUGAGGCUGGUCUUGGGCAGCCCCAGGAGCCCCUCUCCCUACGGGGCCUCUGUGGGUCCUCAGAACGAGACCCUGGUCAAGAUUCAGGACGGUUCAGACAAGUCCGUGAUCCGCUUUGGUCAGAGUAAGUUCAGUGUGAUGGAGCCGGCGCAGAGCGGGCAGCGGUCCACGGUCAGGGUCUCGGUCCAGCGCCUCGGGGACACCUCCAAAGUCUCCGUGGUCCGGGUCCACACCAAGGACGGGUCUGCCACCUCCGGAGAGGACUACAACCCGGUGUCCCAGGAAAUCGUCUUCAAAGAUGGAGAGACGGUGCAUCAUGUGGAGGUGGAGAUCCUGUACGACGGCGUGAGAGAGAUGAGAGAGGCCUUCACGGUGCACCUGAGGCCGGACGAGAACAUGGUGGCAGAGACUAAGCUGAGUAAAGCCAUCAUCUACAUCGAGGAGACGGACAGUAUGGCAGACGUGACCUUCCCCUCCGUGCCCAGAGUGGUGUCCCUGCAGCAGUACGACCACAUGCAGCGCUCCGGAGACCCCAGCCCCACCGCCGGGUACCCCGUCAUCUGUGUCACCGCCUGUAAUCCCAAAUACCCCGACUUCGACCGGACCGGCUCCAUCUGCUCCAGCGAGAGCAUCAACAACACGCUGACCCGCUACCGCUGGCUCGUGAGCGCCCCCUCUGGCCCGGACGGCGUCACCAGUCCCAUGGGGGAGGUGGACUUCAACACCUUCUUCACCUCGUCCAAGCUGCUCACCCUGGACUCGGUCUACUUCCAGGCGGGAUCGCGGGUCCAGUGCGCGGCUCGGGCAGUCAACCAGGACGGACAGGAGGGGCUGGAGCUGACCAGUGCUGUGGUCACUAUCAGCAGGGAGGAAGGUGAGAGGGGGAGGGGAGAGGAGAGAAGGGAGGGAGGUGCUGUGGUUGCCAUCAGCAGGGAGGAGGGUGAUAGGGGGAGGGGAGAGAGGAGAGAAGGGAGGGAGGUGCUGUGGUCACUAUCAGCAGGGAGGAAGGUGAGAGGGGGAGGGGAGGGGAGAGAGGGAGGUGCUGUGGUCACUAUCAGCAGGGAGGAAGGUGAGAGGGGGAGGGGAGAGGAGAGAAGGGAGGGAGGUGCUGUGGUCACUAUCAGCAGGGAGGAAGGUGAGAGGGGGAGGGGAGGGGAGAGAGGGAGGUGCUGUGGUCACUAUCAGCAGGGAGGAAGGUGA
This is a messenger RNA of Knipowitschia caucasica, 1683 nucleotides long. The record is from the annotation of a GenBank genome assembly. NCBI's taxonomy places the organism in Eukaryota, Metazoa, Chordata, Actinopteri, Gobiiformes, Gobiidae.